AUGAAUCCUCAAGACGAAUACGACGCGUACUACGCCACAGCUAGUCGCCCGAGUACCGGUCACGCAUCCUCGACGCAAUCCUUUCCGCCAUCUCCGGCGAUGACGAUGAGGGACGAACACCUUUAUCAUGCAAACUUUCAUCACACUCAGAGAAACGUCUCUGCUCCUGGGUAUAUGGCCCCACAGACGACCUCGUUUAGUUCGCUCGCCGUUGGUCCCGCGCCGAGCGCUUCUACCCAGGCAUUUCCACCCCAAAUGAAUCUUCAUCAGCCGUAUUCGCACACGCCGUCACUCGCUUCUCCUUCGACGUCCUCAACCUAUUCUUCCGGCCGUUACGAUGCUUCAUAUAACAUGUCACCCCAGAGUCCCACCGGCUUGUAUCAUUAUCAUACACGUCAUGAUGUUGACUCUUCGCUGCCUCCGACUGUCUGGCCGAUUCCCAUCUCGGGUCACUUGAACUCUGGGCAGGGAGUGCAGACGAAUGCGUCGCAAGAUGCCUCGAAAAACGAUCCUGGUGCGUUGCAAUCCCGGCACCUCCUCUCUUCGUCCCAUCCAGCGAGCCGCUCAUCCUCCUCCAAUCCACCCCCACGACCGCCUCGCGGUGCAGUGAAUCCACAGUAUGUCGUUCGCAAUCGCAGUGGGGACUCGAGCACACCUUCACCAUCGGCCUCGCUUGGUGGAUCGUACGCCUGGAUCGACCACCGUCCAGCGGGUCCCAGUAUGCCUGUUCAGGUAGCUGGGACGACGGCGGGCGGACGCUCUUCAUUCACACACAACGCGGAUAUGUACGAAGAUCCGUCGAUGCAGUCCAUUCAACGAGCACCCCAACAGCAGAUUAUAGAGUCGCAGUCGAGACAGGUCCAGCUUGCACCCCUAUGCGGUCCAGAAGAUAUGCUCGAACAUUUCCCGCUGUCGACAGAGAUUCACCAACGGUUCCGUGUAGAGUUACUCAAGGUUAUCAAUGCCGUGUGGCGAAGAGCGAACCAAAAGGAGCCAGACCCGUCGUUGCUGCUGCAGUUUACGUCCAAAAUCGAGGAAAACGGGUUUGAGAAGUAUAGGUGCUUGUUCUGGUCGGAAGGAUCAGAGUGUGGCAAGAAUAUUCCCCGGUAUGUCGGAUCGCAUGCUCGAGCACCUGAGACGACAUGUUGGGGUGCGACCGUGGUUGUGCGACUGCAACUCGGAUGGAUGUCCAGGCGUAUUUCCCUCAAAGUCGGCCAUGUACCAACACCAGAAGAACGUGGAGCCGGUUCAGUGUCAGCGAUGUGGAGCACAGGUUCUCCGACAGAAUCUCGCACGGCAUUGGCGGGCGCAGCGAUGCCAACGACCAGAGGACGGGGUGACUGA
This is a messenger RNA of Serendipita indica DSM 11827, 1344 nucleotides long. The record is from the annotation of a GenBank genome assembly. NCBI's taxonomy places the organism in Eukaryota, Fungi, Basidiomycota, Agaricomycetes, Sebacinales, Serendipitaceae.